Oncorhynchus mykiss (rainbow trout) is the source of this 2872-nucleotide messenger RNA. Its product is annotated as thromboxane A2 receptor. Gene Ontology annotation, molecular function: thromboxane receptor activity. NCBI's taxonomy places the organism in Eukaryota, Metazoa, Chordata, Actinopteri, Salmoniformes, Salmonidae. The record is from RefSeq and is a predicted model, not a curated record. Gene Ontology annotation, biological process: inflammatory response; positive regulation of vasoconstriction; positive regulation of cytosolic calcium ion concentration. Gene Ontology annotation, cellular component: plasma membrane.
CUUCCAGGGACGAAAAAAAUUAACGUUUUAACUGCGGCAGAGAGAGAGUUCCGACUAUUUUUGCAUUGGCUUAUAUCAAUUAUGUAUAUUUUCAUAUACCGAUGUCACUCGUGAGGCCCAUUACCGUAAGCCUACAGCUGUUACAACGUCAUUAAGAUAGUCUCGUGUGGACACGGUGGACUAGAGUCUACUAAACGGACCACGACCGAGGCGCGCGCACAGUAGCAGGCUGAAGACGCAGUCUACUUCGCCCUGAUGUUUGAGUGACUGAGUGACUGCUGUAAAAAAGGAGGAAGAAUAAAGACAACGGAAAUCUUAAAUGAACUAGUUCCUCCUCUUCUGAAGUGUUGGGAAUAGCCAAACUUCCUGCAGCCGCCACCAUGAACCUCUCCAACGAGACGACUCCACAGUGCUUCUCCAUCAACAAUCCCCCCUUCAACUUCCCCCACACCAUUGCUUCCGUCUACUUCUCCACUGUGUUCAGCCCUUUGGGCCUCACCUUCAACCUCAUCGCCUUUGUGGUCCUCCUCAAGUCCUUCCAGCGCACGCAUAGCCGCUCGCGGUCCUCCUUUCUCGUCUUCCUCUGCGGCCUGGUGGUCACCGACUUCAUGGGCCUCCUGGUCACCGGCAUUAUCGUGAUCACCUUCCACUUCACCCAGUUCAACUGGCGCCGCCUGGACCCGCACUGCCACUUCUGCAACUACAUGGGCAUGUCCAUGGUCUUCUACGGCCUGUGCCCGCUGCUGCUGGGCGCCACCAUGGCUGUGGAGCGAUUCGUGGGCAUCAACCGGCCGUUCGCCCGCUCGACCAGCAUGACCAAGUCGCGGGCCGUGUGCAUAGUGCUGAUGGUGUGGGCGGUAGCGGGAUGCAUCUCACUACUGCCCCUGGUGGGUGUGGGGAGCUACCACAUGCAAAUACCAGGCUCCUGGUGCUUCUUCAACAUUAGCUCUAAGGCUAGCGACAUGGUCUUCUGUCUACUCUUCUCUCUGGUCGGGCUGCUGUCCAUAGCCGUGUCCUUCCUGCUCAACACGGUGAGCGUGGUGACCCUGGUCAAGGUGUGCUGCGGCCAGGACAGCAUGCAGCGUCGCCGCGACUACGAGGUGGAGAUGAUGGUGCAGCUCAUCUGGAUCAUGAUGAUCGCUACCAUCUGCUGGUGCCCCCUGCUGGUGUUUAUUGCGCAGACUGUGUUGUCAGAGAGCCCACUUCAGGUCCGCAACCUGCUGCUCUUCAUCCGUUUCGCCACCUGGAACCAGAUCCUGGACCCCUGGGUGUACAUCCUGUUUCGGCGCGCCGUCCUUAAGCGCCUCUACCCCAACUGGGACUGGUCCCGGGGCUCCAUAAGGACCCUGUACCCGGCCUCCUUCGUCGGCACCAUCCGCCGGUUCACCCGUUCUUCCCUGGGCAGUGAUGUCCUGGGGGGUGGCGAAAGGCGCGUGUCAGUCGAAACCCAGUCAUUUAACGUGAAGGCUCCACCUUCAUCGCCUUGACUGUUUCCUGUUGUUGUGCAUUGGUACUCCUCCUCGUCAGUGACAUUUUUAUUUAUAUGUUUUUUAGGUGCUGUUUAAACAGUUCUAAAAAGAGACUGAACAUGGAUACGGCUGUGGCAUUCCACUGGGCACAAACAGGUUGAAUAAACGUAUUGUGACGUGGAAUAUAUACAUUGGAAUUUAAAAAAUGUCAAAUGUUUUUUUCAACCACAAGGUUAUGUUGUCAUUGUAACCAAUUUUCAACAUAGACAAACCUUGUAUGAAAUAUGUUGCAUUUGUAUCUUUGAAACAAUGGCAGAACUUCAACGUUAUAUCCACUAUCAGAAGAAGAAAAAAAACAACAGGCUGAGCAGCACCUCCUACUGGAGAGAUGAUCUAUCUACAACUAUACAUUUAGUUUCCCAUCCAGGGUUUCCACCAAACUCAGCCCUACUUAGUUGUUAUGUACUAUGUCACUGACUACUACCAAUGUGCUAUUGUGAGAAUGAUUAUUGAGAGAUCUCUUAAUAACUAAAUAUAUUCACUGUUGCUAUCAGUAUUUCCAAAGGGUAGGUUUAACAGUGCAAAUGAAAUGUAACCAUACUUUAUAAGUCAUGUACCAUCAAUUAUACUAUUUAGGCCUAUAUAGUAUUUGCAAAGUCCUCAACAGCUAUUGUUUCAAUUCAACCAUGGUAAAAAAAUAUAUAGAAACUGGGUGGUUCGAGCCCUGAAUGCUGAUUGAUUGACAGCCGUGAACUUAUACCACGGGUAUGACAAAAUAUUAAUUUUAACUGCUUUAAUUACAUUGGCAACCAGUUUAUAAUAGCAAUAAGGCACCUCAGGGGUUUGUGGUAUAUGGCCAAUAUACCACGGCUAAGGGCUGUAUCCAGGCACACGUUGCGUGGUGUGUAAGAAUAGCCCUCGGGCUGUAUUGCUUAAAUAGACAAUACAUAUAGGCUUAGGGUUUCAAGCUUUGGUUCAUUUUAAAUUUACUCUUCAAGGUAAUUAUGAAUAUGUUGUAUUCAUGUUUCCAUCUCAACCAAAAAUGUAAGUUAAAGAAUAUGGACUAAAUUUUAAGUUUAUUUAAUGUGCAUUUAAAGUUUGAUUUGAUUUAAUUUAGUCCUAUUCUUUAAGUUCGAUUUUUGUUUGAGAUGGAGACGUGAAUCCAACAAUUAAUUUGUAGACAAACUGAGUGUUGAAUUGAGUUUGACUGUCUACGCAGGUAAAUAUCACCAUUUGAAAGAGAUAUUCUGUUUGGAAGAUAUAGUCCUGAAACAAAUCUUGGGUUGCUAGAGACAAGACCCAGUCGUUCAGUCUUUUUGUUCUGUAUCUAUGGACGCGACCCAGUCAUUCAGUCUUAUUGUUCUGUAUCUAUGGACGCGACCCAGUAGUUCAGUCUUUUUGUU